AUGGCGCUCUUCAUUAUAUGUAAGACCCUAAAGAAGGAAGGCCGUGCCUUCCGAAAUAUUGGUAAAAAUAUAUAUAUAUUCCCGACUGUAAAAUCAGCCUUGCUUCUUUUCUUUCAUAUUUUCACAUAUUGCUGAUUAGAUCUUUUAUUAGGAUCCGGUACUUCUUCUUUGUAAGUUGGUCCUUGCUUCAAAAAUUGAAUUCGCUCUAUAAAUUCAUUUUAAUUUUUUAACAUUUGUUUGAAUUAAUUUUUAUCUAUUCAUUUACUAUCAUCCAAAGAAAUUUGGUCAUAGUCUUUCUUUGUUUGAAUGUUAAAAUGGACUAAGUUACACUGAAGAAAGGAAAGACCCCCCUCCCCCCCCCCCCCCCCCACCCUGAAAACAGAUAAGAUCUUUCUUUUUUUUUUUUAAAAAUAUUUGUAUUAAAAAAUUUUAUUUUUUUUUUUUUUUUUUUUUUUAUAAUAAUAAAUAACCUCACCCACAAAACACAAAAGAAAAAAAACAAAAAACACAUAGUUUGUCCUUUUUUUAAAAAUUUAAUUUUCUCUAUAAAUUUAUUUUAAAUUUUUAAACUUUUUUUGAAUUAAUUUUUAUCUUUUCAUUUACUAUCAUCCAAAGAAAUUUGGUCAUAGUCUUUCUUUGUUUGAAUGUUAAAAUGGACUAAGUUAAACUGAAGAAAGGAAAAGCCCCCCCCCCCCCUCCCCGCAAGGCUUUAAAACUGUAAUGAGCUUUUCUUUUCCGCUUUAAAAGCUGUGGAAUUACAAAUAUUUGCAUUUUUGCAGCUUAUUUUAUCAAAAUGCAUAGAAUCCACUCCAGCUACUAAAGAACAUGAUAUACGAACGAACACCAGAACGAAAUUUCUUUUGCCAAAACCUCCCAGCUGACGCCACGACUAUAAGAUGUGUACAGAAUAGCUGAUGAAUAGUAGUAGAUCGAUCGAUCAUUCAGCAAACCAAGUGAUCCUGAAACACGGCACCCAUUAUACUAGGCUUUUCGUGUGCAUACAUCAGUGAGUAUCACAUCAACGAGCUACGGACACCUACAACGAAUACCUGCAACCGUAGACAUGAAAUUGCAUUCCGUGUCUGUGCUAAUCGUGGGUUUGUUAAUAAUCAUAGCCACUUGGAUGGGGCUUGAAAAGGUUGGAAAUACGUUACGUUUAACACCUCAACGUUGUUGAAUUAUAACUGUGAACCGGCGAAGACUUUUUGGACUGAACAGUUUCAUAUAUAUUUUUUUCCUUUUUAUCAGAGGUUUGCUGAGUCGAGGAAGGACAAGACAUCUCGAUUUCAUCGCCAUGGAGAUUCCACUCCAAGGACAGACGUAAGUUACAGUGAGUUUCUAUCGCAGUUACCAUAAAAAAUAAAUUUGUGAAUGGAUAAAAAAAUUAGUAAGCGUCCCUAAAAACAUUUGGUGAUCAUUUAUGACUAUCACUAUCACAACACGCCUGACUUUUUUUAUUUAUUAAUUUUGCUAAUUCGUUUUUUCUUAGUAAUUCCGUCAUAGUGGAAGCUUUUAAGGGUCAUCUGUGUUUGACAGAAAUCGGGGUUUUCUAUUUUUAGAAUCCAAGUUUGGAGUUUGUUUUCGAAAAUCGGUGUUUGAAAAUUGGAGUUUGUUGUCGAAUGAUUGGAAUUCUGACAUCUGUGUUUGAUUGAAAUCGAAGUUUGUUAUAUAAAAAUCCAAGCUGGCUUUUUCUUGACAAUUGGAGACAGUUUCUAAAAGAGGAGUUUGUUUUCGAAAAUUAGAGUUUGCCAUCUGUGUUUGAUUGAAAUCGGAGUUUGUUAUUUAAUAAUUAUGAAUCCAAGUUGUUUUUUGCUUGAAACUUGGAGUCAGUUUCGAAAAUCGGAUUUUUUUUUUGAAAAUUGUAGUUCAGACAUCUGUGUUUGAUUGAAAUCGGAGUUUGACUAAGUUAGACAGAGUGCUUUCUUGUCAAGGAAUCAAAGCGUCUUGAAAAGAACUUACCUCUUUUUGCGAAUCCUCAACGCUCGCCAUUUUGUCUACCGCACAUGGCACAAGAGAGCUCACAGUCUGGGACUAAAGCUCAGGUGACCCUCGAAAACAAACUCAUAUUAUUUUUCUUGGUGAUAACUUGUUCUGAAGUUUGUGUCGCGACAAAAAAAGUUAGAGAAAUGCCUUUUAUUGUAUAUCUUUUGAUAUUCCAAAGCUUUCGCGCAACACAGUCGAGAAUAGCUCGAAUAGACCUUUACAAAGAUUAGCUACAUGUUCAAGCGACUUGCGGCUUGCAUUGUGUGGUUCCAAGAAAUAUCCAUUCCCUCCACGGUGGGCAUUUUUGCUUUAGACCCCCGCCCCCCCCCCCUCCCAUCCCCACCCUCUAGAAUUCCCGUCACUUUCCAACAUGGUUGGUUUCCCCCUGUGGGAAAAAUAUUUCCGUCAAAAAAUGCUGUUACUCUAUACUAUUAUGCGAAAGAAUAUGCUCCCUCCGGACCCCGGCCUCCCCCUUCGGAAUUUCCGUUGCCCUCCUGUGGAGGGAAGAUAUGGAUAUUUUUGGAAUUAGGAAUUCACCAUUUUCACAGAGACCAUAAGGCACCUUAUUUACCCCCAAAAGUUUGUAUAACCAUUAUCUUCGAUUCCUUUAGGGAAGACCGUAAUUCCCAGGAGAAUUGAAAACAAUGGUUAAUAUGUAAAAGUUUUAGGGAACAAGGUGCACUAUGUAUGGUCUCGGUCACUGAAAUGGUGAAUUAGAAAAAAAGAACAAGAAACAAAAUCUCGUCUUGCUUUGCCCCACUUGAAGACAAAAACAGCAUAUGCUAUCCAUGUUUUAUCAUAUUUAGGACUUUCGAUUCACCAGAUGUAAGAGUCAAAUGGACUGCAAUAGAGGCGAAUGCUGUCGGAUGACUCCUGGAAAUCAUAUUGGAUUCUGCAAGAAAAUGCUCUUGUACAAAGAGAGAUGUUAUCCCUAUGCACUGGUAUGUAUAAUGUAGCUUGGGAACAACUUGAAAAAUAAACGCACGUGUCUAAGUUUUACUCAUUAAAAUACGUUUAGAUUAUGCUGUUUAAAAUAAUGUCUACCUUGCAGCAUUCAAAUGUAAUACGGUUUAUAGGAAUAUUUGUCAGCCUAGGUGACAUGCCAAAACUAUGAUCGCUGGUUGCGCUGAUUCUAGCCUGCGUGGCAGGGGUUAAAAGGGGAAGGGGAAGGGGGAAUUUGGGCGCGCGAGAGCGCGUGGCACCCCGAACUGAUAUGAUUUCCUUUGGGUUAUUGAGACGCACCUUUUUGGCCUCUAUAGUGUUUUCACUCACGUGGCCAGCAUCUAUGCAAAUUUAUUAGAACAAAAGAAAGCGUUUGCAUAAGAAAAGAGUUCAACUCUCAGAGGAUUGGUUUGGGACACCAACAUGGCCGCCGUGACGUCAUGUGAAAACACUCUAUUCUGUCAAAUGGCUUUAAUUUUUGGACGGUCCGUAUCUAAAGCCCAGUACCUAUUUCGAAUUUUAGCUCUUGGGCAACUAAUUAUUCUAACUACUUUAUAUUAUUGUCCGCGAUGUAUUUUUGCUUUAUUAAUUCAAUGAGGUAAUUGCAUGCAUUAUUUUUGCCAAAAUUAUGCUUUACUGUUUCCUCAGAUAGGUCUUUUGUUUAUAAAUUUCAGAAUGGAUUAUCAGCGACUUGUCCAUGCAGCCCAGGUCUCACUUGCGCUGUAACUGGGAGCGAUCACGGCAAGAAAAGGCGCAUUUUUCAGUGCAUUAGUGUAGGUACUUAUCAAGAAACGGAAGGAUGGGAAGAAGAGCCACCUGAGACGGUCGCAACUGCAAAACCAUGAGCAGCUUUAUCUU
Messenger RNA from Porites evermanni, 3783 nucleotides. Lineage: Eukaryota; Metazoa; Cnidaria; Anthozoa; Scleractinia; Poritidae. The record is from the annotation of a GenBank genome assembly.